Messenger RNA from Nicotiana tabacum (common tobacco), 2520 nucleotides. RefSeq lists its product as uncharacterized. The record is from RefSeq and is a predicted model, not a curated record. NCBI's taxonomy places the organism in Eukaryota, Viridiplantae, Streptophyta, Magnoliopsida, Solanales, Solanaceae. Gene Ontology annotation, molecular function: protein binding.
UUGCUCAACAUUUGAGCAAAUAGGCCUAUCAUAUUUCAUUUCAAGUUCAAAACAAGAUUUAUUUCAAGUCAAAACUACUACUCCAUUGUCAAAUCUCAGUAUACAGCUCAAACAGCAGAAACCAAUGAGAUGUAGAUAUGGAAUCAGCUGACAAUCACCAGCGUGAUCAGCAGCAAUGUCGAAGUCCUUUUCUCAAAACAUGAAAUCGAUUUUCCGUUUAAAGUCCCCAGUCAUUUCAAGAACCAUUUCAGCAUCUCCAUUUUCUUCUUCCCCUGUCUCAUCAAACUUACCCGCAGCAAUCCUCAAUGCCAAGACCCUUAGCCAAGCCAUGCAGCUAUUCAACUCAGCAUCCAGAAAAACAGACCCAAUAAAGGAUCUUACACUACACUUAGCCAUCAUUCAUUACUUAACCCGAGCUAGAUUGUAUCUCGACGCCAGAUGUUUGAUAAAAUGCCUCAUCGAAAAUCUUAGUAAAACCAGCAACCCCAGAAAGGUUUGCUCUUUAAUUUUCAAUUCCCUUAGUAAAAUAGAUUUUGGGUGUCGUUCUAAUGUGUUUGGGGUGUUGAUUAUUGCGUUAUCUGAAAUGGGUUUUCUUGAUGAUGCCUACUGGGUGUACCAAAAGAUGGGGGAGUUACCCUCUUUGCCUGCUUGUAAUGCUCUUUUAGAUGGGUUUGUGAAAAUGGGUAAGUUUGAAUUCAUGUGGGGUAUUUAUAGGAAUAUGCUCACAUUAGGGUUAUGUCCUAGUAUAGUGACAUAUGGAGUAUUGAUUGAUGCAUGCUGUCUGAAAGGUGAGAUUUUGAAAGCUAAAUUGCUAUAUGAUGAGAUGGCUGAGAAAGGGAUUAAACCAAAUGUUGUGAUAUGUACUACUCUGAUACGCGGGUUUUGCAGUGGGGAUAAGAUACUGGAAGCUGAAAGCAUGUUCAUGAAAAUGCGGGAGGUUGGAGUUAAGCCUAAUCUUUACACUUAUAAUACUCUGAUGGAUGGCUAUGGCAAGAUCGCUGAUGCCGGAAGAGCCUUUCAGCUGUAUCAAGAAAUGAUGAAUCAUGGAAUUCUUCCGAAUGUUGUUACUUUUGGUAUCUUGAUCAAUAUGCUCUGCAAAGUGGGUGAAGUGAUAGCAGCGAGGAAUUUCUUUGCAUGUAUGGUGAAGUUUGGGGUACAUCCCAAUUUAUUUGUCUAUAAUUGUCUGAUUGAUGGCUGUUGUAAUUCGUAUGAUGUGUCAACCGCGCUAGAGAUGCAUUCUGAGAUGGAAAAGCUUGGUAUUUCUCCAGAUGUUGUAACUUAUGGUACACUUAUAAAGGGUCAUUGUACUGUGGGGCAAGUGGACGAAGGAGAGAGGCUUUUGCAGAAAAUGGACGAAACAGGGGUGGUUGUGAACUCUGUUGUUUAUAAUCAGUUGAUUAAUAGGUACUGCGAGGAUAGAAAUAUGGAGAAGGCUUUGGCAUUGUGUUCUCAGAUGAUAGAGAAGGGUGUCCAGCCCAGUGUAGUCACCUUCUCGAUAUUGAUAGAUGGCUUUUGCAAGGUAGGGAAUGUAGAAGCUGCAAUGGGUGUAUAUACUGAAAUGAUUAUUAAAGACUUGAAACCUGAUGUGGUUGCUUAUACAGCUUUGAUUGAUGGUCACUUCAAAAAAAGAAACACUACUUCUGCUCUACGGCUAUAUAAGGAGAUGAUGGAGGUUGGAGUUGUUCCUAACGCUUUCACGUUUACUUGUUUGGUUGAUGGAUUUCGCAAGAACGGAAUGAUUAGUGAUGCAAUCAAAUUUUUCUUGAAAGUAACUGGUUCUGGUUCUGCAGGAGUCAAAGUAGACUCCAGUAAUGGUGUUCUUUCUUUCCCUAAUAAAGUUACAUAUUCUGCCUUAAUCCAUGGUUUAUGGAAAGAUGGGCAGUAUUUUAAAGCCAAUAAGUUUUUCAUGGAUCUACGACGCAACAAUCUGUAUCCAGAUUUACCCACUUAUGCCAUGAUGAUAAAACGUCAUUUUGAGGCCGGGCACAUAACUAGUGUCAUGAUGCUUAAGGCAGAUAUGUUAAAGACAGGUUUUAUGCCUAAUCUUUGCAUGUACAAGGUCUUGCUUAAGGGCUACCAAGAUAUGGUUGAUCUCCAUUCAACUUGUAAGUGUUAUGAGGAAUUAAUAGAUUCAGGUCUGGUUGGUUCCGCAGCAUCUCUAAUGCAAAGCCUCCAGGAUCAUGUAAAUAACAGUACCCUGUCAACUUCCCUGUUAACUUAACUAAUUGUUGUGCUAGUGGCUUCCUUAUCUGUAAAAUUCAGUAUCUUCCGAGAACCACCAAGCCUUUUGAUUCGUGCUGAUUAUCUUGAGUGUCGCUGGGUCAAUUUCGCACUGGAGAAGUGCGUGGGGCACCCUCAAUCUUCUGGGAAUCGAUCAUCAUCGAGGCUCAAGGAUCCCCUGGGGUUACAAGUAUUGCUGGAGCUAUGGGAUAUGCAAAAUUUCAUAGCGUUUAAUGGACAAUAUCCUGCAGACACUAUGGCAGGGGAAGACCGUGGAGCAGCUGAUAAUCUAAACAUCAA